AUGUGUCCAUUAUGUGAUGCUAAAUGCAAUGGCGUCGCCCCGUUCUCAGCAGCAACUGCGACGCUAGCACCCUUCUCGAUGAGCAGCUUGACCACCUCCAUGUGUCCAUUCUGUGAUGCCAAAUGCAAUGGCGUCCACCCGUCCUUGGUAGCAACUGCAGUGUCAGCUCCCUUCUCAAUAAGCAGCUUGACCACCUCCAUGUGUCCAUUAUGUGAUGCUAAAUGCAAUGGCGUCGCCCCGUUCUCAGCAGCAACUGCGACGCUAGCACCCUUCUCGAUGAGCAGCUUGACCACCUCCAUGUGUCCAUUCUGUGAUGCCAAAUGCAAUGGCGUCGCCCCGUUCUCAGCAGCAACUGCGACGCUAGCACCCUUCUCGGUGAGCAGCUUGACCACCUCCAUGUGUCCAUUAUGUGAUGCUAAAUGCAAUGGCGUCGCCCCGUUCUCAGCAGCAACUGCGACGCUAGCACCCUUCUCGGUGAGCAGCUUGACCACCUCCAUGUGU
Ilyonectria robusta is the source of this 501-nucleotide messenger RNA. RefSeq lists its product as uncharacterized. NCBI's taxonomy places the organism in Eukaryota, Fungi, Ascomycota, Sordariomycetes, Hypocreales, Nectriaceae. The record is from RefSeq and is a predicted model, not a curated record. The annotation marks the transcript as partial. The transcript has a single exon.